AUGACGUUGUGGAGAUCUGAAAUGACACUUGUCCCCUCCAAGAACAACUCUUUGGUAUUAAGUUUGAUUUCUGCUGUCUUGCUGAAGAAGAUAAAGCUUAUAGGCUAUGUGACUGGAGUUUCAGGGUGCUGGGUAGAGUGCCAGGAUGAGGGAGUGAUCAGUGUGCAGACAGCACUGUAUGGACGUGCAGACGCUGUGACCUGCAGUGAGGGAAGACCUCCGGCACAGCUCGCUAAUACACACUGCUCUCAAGCAGGCACAGUGGACGUCGUCAAGAAAAGGUGUGAUGGCAAGAGGGAGUGUGAACUAAACACAAAUAUUUUUACUACUGAUCCCUGCAAACGCACCUACAAAUACCUGAACACCACAUACUGUACACCUGCCUCCCAGCAACUCAAGGACAGGUUAUCUUUGUGUAUGGUGCGGACUAUGGAUGUAGUGACCAGACCACCUGCAGUAACCAAUGGCCUCCCAAUCAAAUUCAAAAUAUCUCCUGCUCAAGACCAACACGCAAAGUUGCUAACAGCUGUAAUGGGAAAAACGUCUGUACCAUCGCAGCGAGCAACUCUGUUUGGAAACCCCUGUGCCGGCACUUACAAGUACCUGGAGGUGGCGUACACAUGUUACUGGGACAAUAAGUAUCUUAAAUGCUCAUUUGGCCAUUCAAUCUGGAACGGCUGAAAACAAAUUCAGUGACGAUAAAGGGUAAAGCCAAUGCAUUGACUUAUCAGUUGCUUAAAUUGUCUGAAUUUCAUAUUUCCAGUUUUUUUUGCAGACCCUGAAACCUCUCCACUUAGUUUACCUAUGUAAGCAUACUGAAGUUUCAGUCCUAUCACAAUAAACAUGCAUUCAAUUU
Perca flavescens (yellow perch) is the source of this 856-nucleotide messenger RNA. Its product is annotated as L-rhamnose-binding lectin CSL2-like. The record is from RefSeq and is a predicted model, not a curated record. The transcript is spliced from 6 exons. Gene Ontology annotation, molecular function: carbohydrate binding. NCBI's taxonomy places the organism in Eukaryota, Metazoa, Chordata, Actinopteri, Perciformes, Percidae. The coding region runs from base 1 to 681 and encodes 226 amino acids.